CUAAGUAUUGUUGAACAAAUGAAGAGAAGACAACCAGAGGAACUAGAAAACAAGUUCUGUGUAAUAAGUUUCAGUAAAGAAACACACAACAAACAUAGAAGAAUCACCAGACCAAGUGUGGAGGGUCGACUUAGGAUUAAAAAAAUGGACGAAGCAGAUUUCGUGGUGACCAAUGAUAAAAGUGUGUUGAAAAUACCUCAUUGUAAAGUUAUAUUGGUGUUUGUGGACCACAAUCAGAAAGAUGUCAUAUUAGAGACCCCAGGUGAGGAUGAAGAAGAUAUCAAAUUAUUAACCGUACAGGCCUGCCGUAAAAUGGGAGCCGAUGUGUUCGUGAUAUAUGUAGGUGAUGAAGGAUCUGAAUCCCUGAUGGCAGGAUGUCUGUAUAACCCACAGUUGACUACAGUAGCCGAACAUUUUGAGCUCAAACAACUUGAGCAGAGAAACCGAGUUAUAACAUGCCAUGAGAACUUCACCAUCACACAGCGAGAGAAAGUAGCUCAGGCUAUUGCUUAAUUAGGCUAUAGGUGCAGCCUGUUGUGUAAAUUCUGUU
This is a messenger RNA of Mytilus trossulus (common blue mussel), 550 nucleotides long. RefSeq lists its product as uncharacterized. NCBI's taxonomy places the organism in Eukaryota, Metazoa, Mollusca, Bivalvia, Mytilida, Mytilidae. The transcript is spliced from 2 exons. The record is from RefSeq and is a predicted model, not a curated record. Bases 19 to 513 code for a protein of 164 amino acids.